ACCGGAAGUGUGCGCUGCGGAGGCGGGUCCCCAGCGAGCCGGCGCCGGAAGUGGCCGGUGGCUGACGGAGCUGCGGCCUGGUCAUGGCGGCGGUUCCCCCCGACACCUGGCAGCCGCCCACCGUGUACUUGGAGACCAGCAUGGGGAUCAUUGUGCUGGAACUCUACUGGAAACACGCCCCGAAGACCUGCAAGAACUUUGCCGAGCUGGCGCGCCGAGGCUACUACAAUGGCACCAAGUUCCACAGAAUCAUCAAGGACUUCAUGAUCCAGGGAGGGGACCCAACAGGGACAGGCCGGGGAGGCGCAUCUAUCUACGGCAAACAGUUUGAGGAUGAGCUCCACCCAGACCUGAAGUUCACCGGAGCUGGAAUUCUCGCCAUGGCCAAUGCAGGCCCAGAUACCAAUGGCAGCCAGUUCUUUGUGACCCUUGCCCCCACCCAGUGGCUCGAUGGCAAACACACUAUCUUUGGCCGAGUGUGCCAGGGUAUAGGAAUGGUGAAUCGAGUGGGCAUGGUGGAGACAAACUCCCAGGACCGGCCUGUGGACGACGUGAAGAUCAUUAAGGCCUACCCCUCCGGAUAGCCUUGCGACUCCUUGUGGGCACCCCCAGAGCCACAAGGCGGCCCCAGCAGCCGCUUCCAGGGGCCCAGAGGACCUGUAACUCUGAACUCCGUUUUGGCCAGGCAUCUGGAGCUAUGCAAGCCUCGGGUUUGGGGUGAGUUAGUGAAGGAGGCGACUUUAUGGCACACUUCCCUUCUCCGGGGGCUCUGGCUGACAGGACAUUUGCAGAAAUGCUGUGUUUAUCCACUGCCUCCUGCUCGCCACUGCAGCCUCGCAGUUCUCCAUCUCCUUCAUCUUCCUGCCGCGUCUGCGCUGACACACUUGGAACAAAAUGAAGCUGGCUGGGUCAGAUUACAGUUCUCAACAAACUUGUUCCUGGGAGAUUUAUAUUCUGGCCCGCACUGCAGUCUGGUGGCUGACUGCCGCCGAAUUCCAAAGCAAGUUGUGUGUCAGGCUUCUGAACUGUGCACCCCUGUUUCAAGUCCCUUGUUGGUUUUCCCAGGGACCAUGUGUUUCUUCCUAAGGCCCUACCAGCACUGCUGUUGUCCACACUCAAGCAGCCCACGCGACGCUACCCUGAAACAUGGGAAGGUGUCAAGUGGGGGCGCUGACGUGUGGUGAUGGGGAUGGGUGAGAGGAAGUCUCUCCCUUCCCAAGGGAGGCACUGCUUAGGCGUUUUAACCAAGAGUGGGGAAAUUGGAGGGUUUUAUACAUUACUUUUUAUAUCUAUUUCUGGAUUUAGGGACUAUAGAAGUGAAGAAGUUAAUGUCUAUGUAAUACAUAGAAACUUCCAAAAUAAAAUGCCAUUAAUGAUUGAAAUUA
Messenger RNA from Perognathus longimembris pacificus (Pacific pocket mouse), 1385 nucleotides. It is a transcript of the gene Ppil1, whose product is annotated as peptidylprolyl isomerase like 1. Lineage: Eukaryota; Metazoa; Chordata; Mammalia; Rodentia; Heteromyidae. The record is from RefSeq and is a predicted model, not a curated record. Gene Ontology annotation, molecular function: peptidyl-prolyl cis-trans isomerase activity. The coding region runs from base 84 to 584 and encodes 166 amino acids. Gene Ontology annotation, cellular component: catalytic step 2 spliceosome. Gene Ontology annotation, biological process: protein peptidyl-prolyl isomerization; protein folding. The transcript is spliced from 4 exons.